GUAUUGCUAAUUGACGGUAUUUGGUUGAAACGUGAUGUUGUGAGCAUUGGUCAUUUCGGCGGCUAAUGACGACGAGUAAGUAAGACAUGGAAAAAGUGAAAUGAAAUGAAAAAAGCAAGGAUAAUGUUCCAGAUUCCAGAGGAAGGAAGGAAGGAAGUUUUAUUGACGUUGCACGAAAGCCGUCCUUCCGCAUGGCAAGAAACGUGUAAUGCUGGUCAAGUCCAAGAUUAGUGGGUGGCUGUGGCAAACAUUCCUCUUAUCAACCGCCUCCUCCCCGCCACGCCAGAACAUUGAUGCCAACGUAGCAGAAAGGACGAGGCCGCUGUCAAAUACAGGGACUCGUCAAGACUCAUCGUUAUUUCACAGAACGAAGGAACGAGUCGAGUGCAUUCCCGAUGGCUCGUCACGAAUUCGACUGUUCCAUCUCAAGGAAAGAAGAGUGAUGACGUGGACGACGUACAGCUUCGUAUUGCGCAUCGUGGCGAGGUUCCAUGAUGAGGUUUUCAUCGGAGGCAGCGGACUAAGCAGUAUGAAGAGGGUGGACUUUCAGGAAGUAACGAUGAGAUAUGACUAGGAGUUGGAGGCAUUCAAAGAGGAACGGGAGGGGCGGCUCCAAGCCGUCAGUGGUGAUCCCGAGUUUGGUGGACUUAUCAUGCCUUCGGCGUGGUGAUAUUUUCGUUCGGAUUCUAGCAAGCAUUC
This is a messenger RNA of Desarmillaria tabescens, 699 nucleotides long. RefSeq lists its product as uncharacterized. The transcript is spliced from 3 exons. Lineage: Eukaryota; Fungi; Basidiomycota; Agaricomycetes; Agaricales; Physalacriaceae. The record is from RefSeq and is a predicted model, not a curated record. The coding region runs from base 209 to 574 and encodes 121 amino acids.